Messenger RNA from Perkinsus marinus ATCC 50983, 714 nucleotides. RefSeq lists its product as hypothetical. Bases 1 to 714 code for a protein of 237 amino acids. The record is from RefSeq and is a predicted model, not a curated record. Gene Ontology annotation, molecular function: metal ion binding. The transcript is spliced from 7 exons. Lineage: Eukaryota; Perkinsozoa; Perkinsida; Perkinsidae.
AUGGCUAUCACUACUUGUGGAGGAGGAUGCUAUCAUUUCGUAGGACGUGUAUUGGAAGAGGUCAGGCAUCCCAGGCGGCCGGUCUUCUCCCCUACUUUGGCACUCACCAAUGUAGUUCCUGUAGGGCCCUGGUCCCAACGUAUUGCCAACCACGACACUCGUAUGAUAUCUCCUAAUAUCGAUAUCGAUCAUGCUAGCUAUUGUGGUUAUUUGUAUAAGCAAUCUAAGCACUUGAAGAGGUUUCGACGACGUUACUGUGUUCUCAUAAUAGAUAAGCUAUAUACCUUCAAACAGCCAGAGGAUGUCCCUCGAGGGCUCGUCACCGAGAUAUUGGACCUGGCUCUAGCAGAUUAUCUAGUGGAAUGGGAGAUAUCUCCACGAGUACCCAAUUAUAAUAUGAUAGCAGGAAAGUUCUCCUUUGAAAUCGGUACUGAGGCUGAGACCCCAUCUCGGAGGGAAUGGAUGUUUGCAGCAGAAUCCGAACACGACAGGCGUGAAUGGAUUCAUAAGCUUGGUAGCUACUGCAGGACCGAACAAAGGUCAUAUUCUCUAUGUCGGCUCCCACAGAGUUACCGUUAUCAGAUCAUCAAUCAUCACAAGAAGAGGAGAAAGGAGGUAUGGCAACUAUGCUGUGGUCAUUACUUCUGUGUACGGUGUAUACAGAAUUGGUCCAAGUAUAAGAGGACAUGCCCUGUUUGUAGAGAUGUCUUCUAG